Phragmites australis (common reed) is the source of this 819-nucleotide messenger RNA. RefSeq names its product membrane protein PM19L-like. The record is from RefSeq and is a predicted model, not a curated record. NCBI's taxonomy places the organism in Eukaryota, Viridiplantae, Streptophyta, Magnoliopsida, Poales, Poaceae. The transcript has 4 exons. The coding region runs from base 85 to 594 and encodes 169 amino acids.
CUCUAGCCUUGAUCACACGCACCGCAAAGGCACAAACCCAACAGCGACACGCCACGGUGUAGGCAUUUGCUCGCCGUAAGCAGCAUGGCGUACGGCGGCACCAAGUCCAUGGCGUCCGGCCUCCUGUUCCUCAACCUCAUCAUGUACGUCGUCGUCGCCAUCAUCGCCGGCUGGGCCAUCAACUACAGCAUCGACGAGAGCAAGAACUCACUGAAUGGCGUCUCGCCGCCGGUGCGGCUGUUCCCGAUCUACUUCCCGAUCGGCAACCUGGCGACGGGGUUCUUCGUCAUCUUCGCGCUCAUCACGGGCGUGGUCGGCAUCUCCACCUCGCUCACCGGCCUCCGCGACGUCAGCCAGGGGUACCCCGCCAGCAUGAUGUCCGCCGCCGCCUCCGCCAUCGUCACCUGGACCCUCACCCUCCUCGCCAUGGGGUUGGCGUGCAAGGAGAUCAGCGUCAGCGGGAGGCCCGCGAGCCUGCGCACCCUGGAGGCGUUCACGAUCAUCCUGGCCGGGACGCAGCUGCUCGGCGCCGUGUCGCUCCAUGCCGGCGCGCACGCGGCCAUCCUGGAGACGCCCAUCGGUGGCCGAGUGUGAUCGUCGAUCGGGGCAAGGCCGAUCAACUCGUACAAGAACGCGUCAUCUUGGCAGUAGUGUGAUUGGUUUGUGUACGUGUGUCUGCGUACGUGCGCGCGUGACCGAUGUGUGUGGCUUUACAUGUGCCGUUCGUGUGUUCGUGCGCUUUCUGGUGAGAUUGUCUACUCGUUAAUCUGUAUUGUGUUCCAGUAAAGUACGUUAUGGUGACCCUUUUCAUGGAGUUAA